AUGGCCACCCUGGCCUCGUCCCCUCCGACCUCGCCCUCGUUCUCGAAACACCCUCGCUCUUGGGCUCUUCGCUGUGAACGAUACUGCUGUGCUGCUGCGAGCUGCUUCCCGCUUGUAUUUGUUUACGGGCUUACUACAUGGGCUGUCUAUGUAGAGACCAGUGUUGGAUUCAAAAAUUCAAGAAGUCAUUGGAUUGGUCUCCCCAGCACAAUCCUUGGAGUUUUACUAUACGUUGCUUUGAAUGCUUCUUAUACCAUAGCCGUCUUCACUGAUCCAGGGUCACCCUUAUCCACACGUCAUGGAAGUGACCGUCACAACUAUAGUGCGCUCCCCGUCAGCGAAUACCCAGAAUUUACAUCAUACACGGUUAGUUCGACCGGUGAAUCGCGAUUUUGCAAAAAGUGCCAGUGCCCGAAGCCAGACCGCGCACAUCACUGUUCGACCUGCAAGCGCUGCGUCUUGAAGAUGGACCACCACUGCCCGUGGCUGGCGACUUGUGUCGGGCUAUACAACUACAAAGCAUUCUUGCUAUUUUUGAUAUAUACAUCGCUUUUUUGCUGGGUGUGCUUCACAGUUUCUGCAAUCUGGACAUGGGCUGAGAUCUUGAAUGACACGCGGUACACGGAUACAUUCCUCCCCGUUAACGUGGUUCUCCUAGCAAUUUUGAGUGGUGUAAUUGGGCUCGUUUUGACUGGGUUCACAGCGUGGCAUAUCAGUCUAGCGGUGCGUGGUACAACGACUAUCGAAGGUCUGGAGAAAACGCGGUACGUGUCACCACUACGCAAGGCACUAGAUCGCCAACGAGUCGAGAACCGAACACCCGAUGGUGAUGGGACCGAAGUAGGCCAGGGAAGCUUUAGCCACCGACUUCAGGACUACGGAAACCAGAUUAUUGACGCGCAUGCAAAUGCUAUUCCGGGCGUGACGCGCGCCGAAGAAGGCGAGGAGCAUCUUUCUCCUGCACCGUACGCUCCAAGAGAAGGACUAAACGCAGGCCCCCAUCAACAGAGCCACCUCUCACCCGCCCAGCAGGCAUUGUCCCGCUCCUAUGCCGAGUUGGAACGCCAACGCGAACACCGGCAAUACCAAGAUUACAUCAACGAGGAAGACAAUGAGAAGAUGCCGCAUGCAUUUGACCUUGGCUGGCGCCGCAACCUGCUCCACCUCUUCGGUGACCGCCCCAUCUUCUGGGCAAUUCCUCUCUGCACGACAACCGGCGAUGGUUGGCGCUGGGAACCGAGUACUAAAUUUCUCGAGGCUCGCGAGCGCCUUCGGCUCCGCCGCGAACAGGAAUCUGGUGACGAGCAGCAGUACUACCGGGAUUUAUACCAGCGCAACAUUGAUAACAGCCGCAGCUGGAUCGGCAGUGCUGGCAGUGCCCCUAAUACCCAUAACCAGGCUAGCUGGACUUCUCAUCGUUCCCGUCAAGAAACGCUCGAGCGUCCGGCGACGAGUGUUUCAAUGCAGACACUUGCGCCAGCAUCGCCGCGACCUAGGCCUGGAGAUAGUGAUUUCGAGGAUGAGCCGGAUGAUAGUGGUUUGUUAGGUCCAGAGACUGCCAGUCGGCCCACUAAUUGGCGUCAGACGGAUGAAUGGCGCGAUUGGGAAUGA
Messenger RNA from Penicillium taxi, 1611 nucleotides. Its product is annotated as DHHC family palmitoyltransferase. The transcript has 2 exons. Gene Ontology annotation, molecular function: protein-cysteine S-palmitoyltransferase activity. Lineage: Eukaryota; Fungi; Ascomycota; Eurotiomycetes; Eurotiales; Aspergillaceae. The record is from RefSeq and is a predicted model, not a curated record. Gene Ontology annotation, cellular component: Golgi apparatus; endoplasmic reticulum. Bases 1 to 1611 code for a protein of 536 amino acids. Gene Ontology annotation, biological process: peptidyl-L-cysteine S-palmitoylation; protein targeting to membrane.